AUGCGUUUUACCAAGGGUUUCUUAUUUGCGACAGUAGAAGCUGCUAAUGAAUUUGAGGAACAACGCACACGAUUUUUUACGGAAAAUGAAAUGCUAGAUGAAUAUAUGGAGGCUAGACUUGAUUUGGCCAAUUUGCCAUUCCUCGAAAGGGUAUUAGUUAUCAGAGAUAAAACUAAUGACCAGAGACAGCAACGUCGUCGAAAAGCUCAGAUUCUGAAUAAUAAUAAUAAUUUGACAAGAGCGCCAGAUGUUUUAAAUCCCACUCAUGGCCAAGAACAACAAGAGGAGCAACAUACACUACUUUCACCUCGCACCUCAUCAUUAAACGACCCUUGGUGGCUGUCACCAUGGGUAUUCUGGCCAGCAAGUAUUCUUCUUCUCAGUUGGCCAUUACGAAUGCUAGCUGAAUAUAAAACUGGUUAUGUACACCUCCAAGUCCCUUCUAGCAUUAAUUAUACUGGUCCAUUAACUCGCACAUCCACGAUGGAUAGUCAUGAGUUGAGCAUGGCAAACCGUCAGAACUAUGUCGUAGUUCCAAGCUAUAGUGAAGCGAUAUUGCUUGACCCAUAUAACAACGCUCAAUUGCCUAAUUCUGGAAGAUCCCAGGUGACUAAAACUGUACAAAUAUUCGAAUCUUCUUUUAGUUUAAUCCAAGUUCACUGCUUCGCCAGUUAUUUUCUUCGCCUCAUAGGUCAUCAACAGCUCGACAGCAAGUUAGACAAGGUCAAUAUGGGUCAACAGGACAACAUUUUAUGUUAA
Messenger RNA from Meloidogyne enterolobii, 759 nucleotides. The record is from the annotation of a GenBank genome assembly. Lineage: Eukaryota; Metazoa; Nematoda; Chromadorea; Rhabditida; Meloidogynidae.